AUGGAGAAAGGGAGCUAUAGAUUUACUAAAGAAGAAAGAAAUUUUUGGAUCCUAGAUGUUUUGAUCAAAUAUGUUGCCCAACCAGCGGUGAAGAAACGUUUUGAUGUUAUUAUUCCACCAGCUGAUCUUGCUACUGUUCUCAACAGUAAUGUCAGAGUCAUUCAGAACCUCAUUAGCAGAAAAGUCAUCAAUGUGUAUCAACAAGAAGUUCUACAGAGAGUGCCCGGCUUCAACUUCCCUACAAUAAUGAUUGUACCGACUCCGAAAACGACAGCAACUUCCUCCGCUGAUUUCGACAUUACCUUGAUGAUAUGCCUUUUACGCAGCCUGAAGUUUGUUCAAGAACCUACUACAGGAUGGGAUAGACUUCCUUCUGACAGGGAUAAAUCUCUUGGGGCGCAUUUGACCAGAAUUAAAGUCUACAGGAACAAGCUAUCUCAUCCUUCAAAAAGUCGAAUUAAUGAAAACUCAUUUAACAAGAUAUGGUCUUCCUUAAAAGAGGCUUUAAGUGAAAUAAGCGAAGGUGAAGCUGACGCCAUUGUGAGUGAAAUUGAAACAUUUGACCUUGAAGGAUCCAAUAAAGAAGAGCUUCUAUGCAGAAUUCAACAGGAAGUUCAGGAAAUGAGAAAUGAAUUACAGUUUCACCUUAACCUUAAAGGUAAAUUUCAGUAA
This is a messenger RNA of Saccostrea echinata, 672 nucleotides long. RefSeq lists its product as uncharacterized. NCBI's taxonomy places the organism in Eukaryota, Metazoa, Mollusca, Bivalvia, Ostreida, Ostreidae. The record is from RefSeq and is a predicted model, not a curated record. Bases 1 to 672 code for a protein of 223 amino acids. The transcript has 3 exons.